GCCAGUCUGUCUCAAUUCUGGGCCAGUUUCAACAAAUAUGAACUGUUGGAUGAUAGGCUGGAAAGAUACUGUAAACCGAGUCCCCCAGGCAGUACCCGUGUUCAUCUGGACCCGAAAAAAGUGCCCCGCCCUCAACAAGCACACCCUACCUCUGGGAACCAUCUGUGCACUAGAUGGCAGCAAAAGAAUACAAAGAUAUGCGGUUGGCCCGGGCUCAUCUCUCAUGUGCAAACAAGGACCUGACUCCUGGGUCCUGAUGGGCAUUUCAAUAAGGGGAAGCCAAAAACUGUUUGCCCCAGUGGCGACCCAACAGUCUUGGAUCUCUCGGACUGUGUGGGAUGCACCCUUUGUGUAAUUCAGCCAGUGACUCCAGACCUUGAACAGAUCCAGAAGCAGAGCCUGAACUGUUCUUCUACUGCACAGGGGGAGAGGUUGAAACGUCCCUCUUUCUCUAUAAAUCAGUCUCAAAUGGCUGCCUAUGGAAUGCACCCAAACCAGUUCCAUGCUGGGAACCUCGAAAGCUUCAAGAAGGGUGACAAUGGUGAUGACAAACUGGUGUCUAAUUGGACUUGCAUUCCAAGUGGUGAUAAUUUGAGCCAAAGAAUCCUGGGGGUGGAAUGAAUAUGUUCAAUAAACACAGUGCUAACAUU
Messenger RNA from Sarcophilus harrisii (Tasmanian devil), 650 nucleotides. Its product is annotated as polyserase-2-like. Lineage: Eukaryota; Metazoa; Chordata; Mammalia; Dasyuromorphia; Dasyuridae. The transcript is spliced from 3 exons. The record is from RefSeq and is a predicted model, not a curated record. Bases 38 to 355 code for a protein of 105 amino acids.